ACACAAAAAAAUAUAUAACACAAAGAAAUAGAAGAAGGAAAAAAUGUCCCCCUCCUUUCUUUUCUUUACUUUGUUUUUGAUAAAGGAAAUGUCCUCUUCAUCAUCAGCAAACUCCUUUGAGGACGGCAAAUACAAAACAGAUCUUUUAACAGUAGGCUUAUCAUCUUGCUGCUGGAAAAAGCCCUCCUCUUCUCCGACUCCGCAGUCUCCGCCGAAGAGGCUUUUGGUGGCAACGCCGGUGGAGGAAGGAGAAUAUCCGGUGGUGAUGCUCCUCCAUGGUUACCUUCUCUACAACUCAUUUUAUUCCCAGCUUAUGUUGCAUGUCUCUUCCCAUGGCUUCAUUGUCAUCGCUCCGCAGUUAUAUAGCAUUGCCGGACCAGACACCAUGGAUGAGAUAAAAUCAACUGCAGAGAUUAUUGAUUGGUUAUCGGUCGGACUAAACCACUCUCUUCCACCACAAGUAACACCAAACCUAUCCAAGUUCGCACUCUCCGGCCAUAGCCGUGGUGGGAAGACCGCAUUUGCCUUGGCCUUAAAGAAAUUUGGAUACUCGUCCGACCUAAAGAUCUCGGCAUUGAUAGGUAUAGAUCCGGUCGAUGGGAUGGGGAAAGGGAAACAAACCCCUCCUCCGGUUUUAACCUAUGAACCAAACUCAUUUGACCUAGACAAAAUGCCUGUUCUAGUGAUCGGUUCGGGACUUGGUGAAAUUAGCCCGAACCUGUUAUUUCCUCCGUGCGCGCCUCCCGGAGUGAACCACCGAGAUUUCUACCGGGAAUGUCAAGGUCCAGCGUGGCAUUUUGUCGCAAAGGAUUACGGGCAUUUAGACAUGCUUGAUGAUGAUACAGAAGGGAUUAGAGGCAAGAUUUCUCACUAUUUGUGUAAGAAUGGUGAAGAGAGAAGACCAAUGAGGAGAUUUGUAGGUGGAAGUAUUGUGGCGUUUUUGAUCGCUUAUUUGGAAGGAGAUGAUAGUGAAUUGGUUAAGAUCAAAGAUAAGUCUCACGAGGGUGUUCCUGUCGAAAUUCAGGAGUUCGAGUUUAAAAACUAGUUUUUUUUUCGUUUUUUGAAACACUCUUUAGUGCUUGUAUUUCCUAUAUAUUCUAGACAGGCGCUUGUGUUGCUUAUGAUU
Messenger RNA from Brassica oleracea var. oleracea, 1126 nucleotides. RefSeq names its product chlorophyllase-2, chloroplastic. Lineage: Eukaryota; Viridiplantae; Streptophyta; Magnoliopsida; Brassicales; Brassicaceae. Bases 44 to 1045 code for a protein of 333 amino acids. Gene Ontology annotation, molecular function: chlorophyllase activity. The transcript has 2 exons. Gene Ontology annotation, biological process: chlorophyll catabolic process. The record is from RefSeq and is a predicted model, not a curated record.